UUUCACUCCGUGCAUUCUCUCUUCCUGUCAGUCACCUGUCAGUUAUUCAAGCAAUAACCCAUUCUGCAUACGCCACCACCACCUGGUUCUCCAAAAUAAUCCUCGAGUCCUCAUCUUGUCUCCGCCGACCAACUCCUCACCGCUUACAUAACCGCCAACACAUCCCGGCGCAAUCCAUUCGAUCAAUCAACAAACAAACACACCCUCAACCAACUCAGUCCGUCACAUUGCCAGUCCACACCGGCCCAAUCCAGGGCGUGGGGUGUUGGGAUCCUGAUACCUUGCUGGGUGUUUGGGGCGGCUUGGUCCUGCGACUUAGCGACCCAACGGUGUUACGACGUCGCAGCUGCGGCUUACCUCCGACUCGACUCGAUCUAUACAUACAUAUAACCCUCAUACCCCGCCUGCACUUGGAGUAUAUGGCGAUCAGGGCAAUUGAAUGAAUCGACGAAUGAAUGAACGACAGAUACGACUUGAACGAAUCAGUAUAACGCCGCAUGGAUGCAUGACUUUUCUAUGAUAUAAUACCCGACUUCUUGAUCUACGCAGUACAUCCGUCCUAUCUCGAUUGAUCAAUCCCACCACCACAACACAACACAACAAGACAUACCACAGAACAGAAAGAAGAAAAAAAGGAGGAAAGAAACAAUGGCAGCCCCGAUCCGCCGCAGUCGGCACUACCAAUGGCCCGAACUGCAGCUCAACAUCUGGAUCAUAAUCGUGCUCUCCGGGUCCGCAGUCUGCCUCGGUAUCUUCUCCUGGUUUAUGGCCAUCCAGACGGAGAUGAACCUAGGGAUACCAUGGCUCUUCCCCUACAUGGUCGUCUCCUCCGCCCUCGGCUUCAUCUUCGUGGUCCUCAUCCUCGUCCUCGCCGCGCGCCGCUUCCUCCUCCCCGGCAUCAUCCUCAUCGGGAGCUUCAUCCUCUUCGUGCUUUGGAUAACAGGGCUGAUCGAGACCUCGCUGCAGCUGUAUGGCGUCGUCGCCAACGUCAACGACAAUUGUCAGAUUUAUGUCCUCGAUGAUCACCGCGUUGGGGGCAACAAUCUGCAGACGUUGGCUUGGCUGACGCAGAGUACUAUUUGCAGCUGCUGGAAAACAGCCUUCGCAUUCGAACUCGUCAACACAAUCUUCUUCCUCUGGAUGAUGAUCAUGGCGUGGCAGGUAAAUCGGGAUAUAUACGAUUGAUUUUUUCCUUCUUUUCUCUUUUUUCUUCUUUUGCUUCUUUUUUUUCCCCUCUGGAUAUUAUUCUGUUUUAAUAUGGGUAAUGGCGCUGUUGUCUGUCUUGAUUGAUAUUGAUAUCCAUUUGUGUUGGCCUUGUUUUUCUCUGCCUUUUUUUCUUCUUUCAUUAUUCCCUAUUUUUUUUUUUUGUCUUUUAUAUGUACCCAUAAACACUCUUACCAUCUACAACAACUACAGACUCUAUCGAAUC
This is a messenger RNA of Aspergillus candidus, 1429 nucleotides long. RefSeq lists its product as uncharacterized. The record is from RefSeq and is a predicted model, not a curated record. NCBI's taxonomy places the organism in Eukaryota, Fungi, Ascomycota, Eurotiomycetes, Eurotiales, Aspergillaceae. Bases 649 to 1185 code for a protein of 178 amino acids. The transcript has 3 exons.